Corvus hawaiiensis (hawaiian crow) is the source of this 2140-nucleotide messenger RNA. It is a transcript of the gene VRK2, whose product is annotated as VRK serine/threonine kinase 2. The transcript is spliced from 14 exons. The coding region runs from base 189 to 1871 and encodes 560 amino acids. Gene Ontology annotation, cellular component: nucleus; cytoplasm. Gene Ontology annotation, biological process: peptidyl-serine phosphorylation; signal transduction. NCBI's taxonomy places the organism in Eukaryota, Metazoa, Chordata, Aves, Passeriformes, Corvidae. The record is from RefSeq and is a predicted model, not a curated record. Gene Ontology annotation, molecular function: ATP binding; protein serine/threonine kinase activity.
CGUGAGGAGGCGGCCGCCGCGGGAGUCCCUUGUCCCGGCCCUGCCCCGGUCCCCGCCCCGGGUUUCCCCGCGGGAAGACGGCGUCCAGCCACGUUCUCCUCCUCCUCCUCCUGCUGCUGCGGAAGUGCCCGGCUGGGAAGUUUGCGGCCGGCGGCGGGGGGAGGCCGAGGGGGCUCUGUGGAAGUACGAUGCCGCCCAAAGGUCCCGGCGGAGGCAAGCUGCCAGUCCCGCUCCCUAAAGACAUGAUCCUGAAAGACACCGAAGGAAAAACCUGGAGGCUGGGCAGUCAGAUCGGCCAGGGAGGAUUUGGCUUGAUCUAUUUAGUUGCAUUUUGCUGCAUACAGCUUGAUCUCCAUCUCUUUGCAGCAUCCUCUCAAACUCAGGUUCCUGUAGAAGAUGAUGCAGUGCACGUCAUUAAAGUGGAAUAUCUUGAAAAUGGCCCCUUAUUUUCUGAGCUGAAGUUUUACCAGAGGGCUGCAAAACAAGAGCAUAUAAGAAAAUGGAUGAAUCUCAAAAAAAUAAGGUGUUUAGGAAUUCCAGUGUUUUGGGGAUCAGGCCUGGCUGAGUACAAGGGAAAAAGCUACAGGUUCAUGGUCAUGGAGAGACUGGGGCAAGACCUUCAAAGAAUCUUUGAAGAUUGUGGAAGCAGAUUUAAGAAGGAGAUUGUUCUGCAACUUGGGGCACGAAUGUUGGAUACUUUGGAAUACAUACAUGAAAAUGAAUAUGUCCAUGGUGACAUUAAAGCAGCAAAUCUUCUUCUGGGCUACAGCAAUCCACACGAGGUUUAUCUUGCAGAUUACGGACUUUCCUACAGAUAUUGUCCCAAUGGGAACCACAAACAGUAUCAGGAAAAUCCUAGGAAGGGCCAUAAUGGGACAAUAGAGUUUACCAGCAUAGAUGCCCACAAGGGAGUAGCCCCAUCCAGACGAGGUGACCUUGAGAUCCUUGGCUACUGCAUGCUGCAGUGGUUGUGUGGGAAGCUGCCCUGGGAGCAGAACCUCAAGGACCCUGUAGCUGUCCAGACUGCGAAAACAAAACUUAUGGAUGAGCUCCCAGAUUCAGUGCUGAGGUGGGAUUCUCCUGGAAGCAGCUGCAGUGAAAUAGCCAAGUUUCUGGCCUCUGUUUCUGGCUUAGCUUAUGAUGAGAAGCCGAAGUAUCAAGUGCUGAAGAAAAUCCUGCUGGAUGGCCUGGAGUCAAGUGGGAUGCGCUACGACGGCCCGCUGGAAUUUUCCGCAGCAGCAGCGUGCACACGGAAUCACUGCGCUGCUAAGGUGUCCAAAGUUCGCCUCCCAAAGCCUCCACCAAAACCAGCUCAGAAGAAGGGAAAAAAGCUGGAAGGUGAAGAACCUGCCUGUCAAAACAAAGUGUGUGUGGGAGAGUCAGGCACACAGCUCCUGGGAGAAGAAAAGCCAAGUAAACUGAACAGGAGGCCUCCCAAGGCAGAGCUGCAGCAGGCUCCCUUGCCCAGGCCUUCCCCAAAACCAGUGCAGCAGAAGGCAAACAGGGGCCACGAGGAGCAUUCCAGCUGCCUGAGCAGGCCCCACACUCGGGGAACACACCAACAAUUCCAGGUGGAAGAGAAGCCACUUAGAUUUUACACUACUCAUCAGGAGCCUGAGCACCCAAAAAAGGAAGACACUGCAAGAGAGCUGCCACCAUUUGACCCCUACAGAAUACACUCAGAAUGCAGAAAGAAACACAAUCACCUUGUAACUGCAGUUCCUCCAGCAGCAUCCCCGGCUGGUGCUGACACCACUCGUCCCUCUCUCGCUGUUGUGUUUAGGCUGGCAUUUGCUGAUGAAACCUACCCCUACACUGCAGCUGUUCUGGUGCUUCUGCUGCUCAUUGUACUGUCCUUGUAUUGGCUUUGAUGUUGCUGCUCCCGUGUCUUCAGUGGGAGUGCACUGGUGUUCCCACUAUGCAGUUUUUUCCUAGAGCUUCUUCAUUGAAGAUUUCAGUGUCAGGGGCUUGAAAAAGAAGUUUUAAAUAAUCCUGUCAGUACAUACCUUGUACAGACAAGUUCUCAUCUGCACUCUAUAGUUACGGAUUCUCUUUUGGAUUAUUUGGAUUAUUUUUGUUGGAGUUUUUUUUAGCCGAACCUUUUGUUACAGCACCAUUAAAAAAGUAUCGUUAAAUACAA